AUGGGCAUAAUUUUUAUAUCUAUAUACAAUAUGAACUUUAAAUCAAGCGUCUAUAUGGAUCAUAAGUAAGUAAAAUAAUCAAAACAGGCCCAUAAUCUGAUUUCGUCUUUACAUGACAAUUUCGCAUUGUAGGGGAGUGGGAAGAGGAGGCGCCGCCCCGCCAUCGAGCUGGGACGCUGGGGGGGCUGCGCUUUGCUGCCUAUAUAUAUAAAUAUGUAAUAAACAAAGAGAAGAGUCACUCAACGUAUCAGACUUUGAUCCAAAGUCAUCUCUGAGCUGCGAGUGAAGAUGAGUUCACACCCUGCUGUCCGGCGUAUGUCGGAAUGCUUCAUUAAGCCACCCCUUCCGCUCAAUGACUCUAACCCCAUCUGCCAUCUCUCCCCCUGGGAUAUUCUCAUGUUGUCUGCUCAUUACAUUCAGAAAGGCCUCCUCUUCCUCAAGCCUUCUCCUCUCAAUUCUCCCUUCUCCAUCGAUUCUCUUCUCCACCGCCUUAAGCACUCCCUUUCUCUCACCCUCCUCCAUUUUUAUCCCCUCACCGGCCGCCUAGUCACCACUCGUCUCCCUUCUUACUCCAUCUUUGUCGACUGCGACAACAGUGACGGGGCUAGGUUCAUCUAUGCCGCUUUAGACAUGACCGUCUCCGACAUCCUCUCCCCCACCGACGUCCCCUCCGUUGUCCAGUCGUUUUUUGACCAUGACAGGGCGGUCAACCACGACGGCCACUCCUUGCCUUUGUUGUCGGUUCAGGUCACUGAAUUGACAGACGGCGUUUUCAUUGGCUGUUCCAUGAACCACUGCCUCGCCGACGGCACUUCCUAUUGGAGAUUCUUCAACACGUGGUCCGAAAUCUAUCGAGCACAAGGCGAUAACCAUGACAGCGACGAUGUCUGUAUUCCCAUCUCACACACGCCGAUUCAUAAUCGCUGGUUCCCAGAGGGUUGUGUUCCCCCAGUCAAUCUUCCCUUCACACAUCACGACGAGUUCAUAAGCAGAUUCGAAGCACCCCGUCUUAGAGAGAGAAUAUUCCAUUUCACAGCCGAGUCUAUUGCGAAGCUGAAAGCGAAGGCCAACCAAGAUUCCAACAGUACCGAGAUCUCGUCCUUCCAGUCCUUAUCGGCACUCGUAUGGAGGUGCCUAACACGCGUGCGGAGUCCCCCCGGUGAUCAAAAAACAAUCUGUAGGUUGGCGGCAAAUAACAGAUCAAGAAUGGAACCGCCUUUGCCGGAAGAGUACUUCGGGAACUCUAUCCACGUGGUGGCUGCGGAGAUGACAUCGCGGGAGUUGCUAGAGCACGACCUAGGAUGGGCGGCCUGGAAGAUACACGUGGCUGUCGCCAACCACAAUGACAGAGCAGUGCGUGAGCUUGUGAAAAAGUGGUUGGAGAGGCCGAUGGUGAUUCAACCGGGUCAGGUCUUUGACCCCUAUAGCGUGCUGAUGGGUAGCUCACCCAGAUUCAACAUGUAUGGGAAUGAAUUCGGAAUGGGGAAAGCGGUGGGUGUUCGAAGUGGGUACGCCAACAAGUUAAAUGGGAAAGUGACGUCGUAUCCGGGUCGUGAAGGAGGGGGAAGCAUAGAUUUGGAGACGUGUCUUCCUCCGGCGUUGAUGACGGCGCUGGAAUCUGAUGACGAGUUUAUGAAUUACGUGUCUCCGCAAACUGUUUCGGCGUUUUGUUCUGUUUGACGUUAAAAAAACACCGGCUUUCAAGUAAAAGUGUUCAAUAAAUAAGUUGGCGUGCCUGUUUUUCUGGACUUUGAAGAUGGGCUUUCAGUUGCGUGAGUAUGAGUACUUGUGAAGCCCAACUUAUAGAGGGUCGGCCUUAAGGUUCAUUUGAUGUGGGCAUUUUUCUGUGCUUUAAUUUCCACCUCUCCUUUUGCUUUGGUCGAUGUUCAUUUUGCCCAGUUGGGACGCUCCAUCUCUUUUAUUUGGCGUGAAGCUGGGGAAUGCCGAUUAUUUUGGGGCAAAUUUCUUUAUCCAAUGUUGAUGUUAAA
Molecule: messenger RNA, 1988 nt
Organism: Neltuma alba
Lineage: Eukaryota; Viridiplantae; Streptophyta; Magnoliopsida; Fabales; Fabaceae
Exons: 2
Coding region: 289-1680 (463 amino acids)
Source: RefSeq, a predicted model, not a curated record